This is a messenger RNA of Phycomyces blakesleeanus NRRL 1555(-), 1284 nucleotides long. RefSeq lists its product as hypothetical. Bases 1 to 1284 code for a protein of 427 amino acids. Lineage: Eukaryota; Fungi; Mucoromycota; Mucoromycetes; Mucorales; Phycomycetaceae. The transcript has 5 exons. The record is from RefSeq and is a predicted model, not a curated record.
AUGCAAGAGAUUGUAAAGCUUGAGGCUCUUUUCCGCUCUUGUGAGGGCAGCCAGCAAGUGGCCAACCUCCUUCAAAAGAUCAAGAAGGUUACUUCUGAAUUCGAAGGCAAAACUGGGCACCCUUCGAUUAACUUUCAAGCCCCAGAAAAAAUUAAAUAUCCUGGCAGAAGAAAGGGUGGUGCACGUCCCAAAUACCUUCCCAAAGACUUUGGUCGGGCAAACUGGAGGAAGAUCAGUGUUUCGUCUGGUCAUGCCGGCCUUAAGGCAAUGGUUAGGUUAAGAGCUAGAACAAGAGAUGGAAAGCCUGCAGCUACACAAAAAACGAAAAACAACAAAAAACAAAACAAAAGCAAAAAAGAGCCUCUCGACCUAAUCGAUGCUACCAAAAACAAAAUAAAACAAAUUAAAAAAGAGCCUCUCGACCCAGUCGAUGCCACCAAAAGCAAAACAAAAAAAAUAAAACAAGAGCCUCUCGACCCAGUCGAUGCCACAAAAGAAAUAGGGUUUAAAAGACCCGCUACAGCUCAAGAAGAUUACCAAUAUGCCUAUCGCACCUCUGUUGGCAAGAGGGUUAAAUUCCAGCCCGGUUUUCCUGUCUCUCAUGAGAUAGUCGAUGACGUUAAGGGUGGGUUUAACCUUACUGCUGAUGGAUGGUGUGGUUUUCGGGUCCUUGCCCAUUUGAUCUAUAAAGAUCAAGAAAAGUUCCCUCUUGUGAAAAGAGAUAUGCUUGCUACCCUUCCAAAAUACAGCAGCAUUUACGCCAGCACGUUUGGAACCGAUGUCAAGCAAUUAGAAGACAUUAUAAAGCAUGGUUCUGAUCUCUGCAUCACCAACUCCAACUCCAACUCCAACUCCAACCCCAACUCCAACUUCAUCCCAGCGUGUUUAGAUGCCAGUAUGUGGUUUAGCACACCCGACUGUGCUCAACUAGCUGCGGACACCUAUAAGCGACCAGUCUGCGUCUACUCAGACAACCCCAACACCCCUUCCGUAUCGUCCCUUCCCUUCACGCUUCCCAAAAACAUAUCAAAACAUCAACAACCUCUGAUUUUCAAUCAUGUUAACAAUAACCACUGGACAACAGUACACCUCUCCCGCAAUGUCUCAAGGAAAUGUCCAACCAUUCCUGAGUUAUUCUUUUUGGGUUGUGUCAGAAACCAGAUUCCCGACAACUUUGAUACUUACUGGAACAAGUUUAAAGAGUUCAAUAAGUAUGAUCGUAGAAAUGCGAUGUUCUCUUUUCUUUCCGAUCAAGAGGAACAUGUUGAUUUCACUAUAACAUAA